Lasiodiplodia theobromae is the source of this 2454-nucleotide messenger RNA. RefSeq names its product Protein methyltransferase protein. NCBI's taxonomy places the organism in Eukaryota, Fungi, Ascomycota, Dothideomycetes, Botryosphaeriales, Botryosphaeriaceae. The record is from RefSeq and is a predicted model, not a curated record. The transcript has 4 exons. The coding region runs from base 1 to 2454 and encodes 817 amino acids. Gene Ontology annotation, biological process: peptidyl-arginine N-methylation; regulation of DNA-templated transcription. Gene Ontology annotation, cellular component: nucleus; cytosol.
AUGGAAUCGCCCGCCACCAUGGAGGACAUGCCCAUUUUCUACGUCGGCCACCAUGAGACCCGCCGCAGCCAUCCCGUGACGGAGCUGCUGCUGCAUCAGGCCCAGGACCUCGGCUAUGACAUGCUUACUGCCCCCAUCACCAACGAGCACUUCCACACCCGUGUUCUGAAACUUCUCUCGGAGCAUUACGCUCAGCUGGAGGCUCGGCCUGCCGAAGACCUUCCGCUGCCGCUGAUCAGCCCCCUCACGCCCGACGACACCAUCCUGGCACCCGGCGACACCAUCUCGCAGCUACUCGCUCUUUCCAGCCCGUGGAUCGAUCUUGCUUCUCCCGAUCCCGUGAUUGCGCACGUAUCCCGCCAGGUUUUCACCCAGGAAGUUGCGUAUGCCUCGUUCUGCGGCGUUGGCAACAUCAUCGUUCAGGGUCCCAAGCUGCACCAUGGCGACAUUCAGGCCGCCGGCGUGUCUCAGUUUGCGCGCUCUAUCCAGGAAGCUCUGGCCGUCGGUCCUUACAUCAACAUUGUGAUCCUGCAGCCCAUGGUCGAUGACCCCAGUGUAGACCAGAAUGACGAGAUGGGGCACCUCGCUCCCUUCGCGCGCGAGAAGUAUCUGAAGACAUCUGGCUCCAAGCAGCCUGCAGCGCUUGACCUUUUCGGAACCUGGGAUGCGUGGAAUCUGAUCAGAACUGUAUCGUUGACUCUACCUCGCCAACUUCCUCCAAUUUCUGUUCAGUCCCGGUGGUUCUCUGAACCUCUGCGCCUCCUUUCCAUUCCUGGCUUUGCCUUUCUGAAGAACAAACGGGGAUAUAGCGUCCUUUCCGUCUCACAUCAGGCACUGCUAACCCGCUACACCCGCCUCCGCAACACGCCGUGGUUGUUGCUCUCGGACAUUGGCCCCAUUCCUGGCGUGGACGAUGAUGAGACCCUCAUGACCAUGUCAAACGGGCUGCUCUCUCCAGAGGCCGGCUCGUUCACACCCGGAUUCCACCCUUCGUCCGAGCCUACUCCCGCUGAAGCCGCCAAGCUGCCGGCAGGCAAACAGAAGCAACAAGCAGACCCAACUCCCCAUCUUAGCUACAUCCGCCACCUUCAGAAGAACCAGCCGCCCAAGUCGCAGAUUGAACGCUUCGGCUCUGGCUACCAAGAUUUCCUCCAAGCUCCACUGCAGCCUCUGGCGGACAAUCUUGAGAGCAUCACGUACGAGGUAUUUGAGAAGGAUCCAGUCAAGUACGAAUGGUACCAGAACGCCGUUGAACAAGCACUGCUGGACUGGGCCGCGCAGAAUAAGCAAGGCUCAGGUCCAGAUGGCAAGGUUGUCGUUGCUGUUGCUGGAGCUGGCCGUGGUCCUCUUGUGACGCGCUCGCUCAAUGCGUCACGCAACUCCGGUGUCAAAAUCGACAUGUGGGCGGUAGAGAAGAACCCGAACGCAUACGUACUGUUGCAGCGUCACAACCGAGACUCUUGGGCCGGUCAAGUCACUGUGGUCAAGUCCGACAUGCGUUUCUGGAAGGGUCCGCACCGCCCAGAUGGCUCCCACGGCCAUGUCGAUAUCUUGGUCUCCGAGCUGCUGGGCUCGUUCGCUGAUAACGAGCUGUCCCCAGAGUGCCUAGAUGGCGUGCAGCAUGUGCUCAACCCUACCCACGGAAUCAGCAUCCCCGCCAGCUACACUGCCCAUCUCACUCCUCUCUCGGCACCUAAGCUCCAUGCAGACAUCAACAACCGCACCCUCUCCGACCCUACCACCCCUGAGACUCCCCACGUCGUCAUGCUCCACCAGAUCGACUACCUCUCCACCCUCCCUGCCACGCCGGCCGCCAGUGGCAGCAGUAGCAGCAGCGGACCUGCCUCACCAGUCGCUGGCAGCUACGCCGCGGCGGCUAAAAAUGGCGCGUCUGCCGCCGCCAAGAAUUCGUCGGAAACCACCGCGCUUACGCCUGACGUUCAGCUCGUCUGGGAGUUUACGCACCCACUGCCGCCGGCCGUGCUGGCACAGGCGAAACUGCGGGAAGGCGGAAGCAUCGCGGGUGGCGCGGGCGGCGCGACGGGUGGCGACGGCGCCAACGAACACAAUAUGCGCUUCUCGCGCCUGUCAUUCCGCUGCGCCAAACGCGGCGUGUGCCACGGCCUCGGCGGCUACUUCGAGACGGUGUUGUACACGUGCGAGGGCGAGCAACCGGGGAAGUGGGGAAGGAAGAUCGAGCUCAGCACGAACCCGAAUACUAUCGAUGAGAAGAGCAAGGACAUGAUUAGUUGGUUCCCGAUUUACUUCCCGUUGAAGAAUCCGAUCUACAUUCCUGACGAUUCAGAGAUCGCGGUCAGCAUGUGGCGCCAGACGGAUGACCGUAAAGUCUGGUAUGAAUGGCUGGUUGAGGCGUUCGUAGACGUUGCGGGCAAGAAGUUGAGGGUUGCGGUGUCAGAUCUUCACUCGAGCAAGAAGAAUGGUUGUCUGAUGUAG